AACAUCGUACUCUGCCAUGGCUGAUAACAAGCAUAAAGCCGACAGCGCAUCCUGCAGUGUGCUAAGCUGGGACCAAGUCAGUCGCCUGCACGCGAUCCUGUCGGAGGUGGUACCGAUCCACGGGCGAGGCAAUUUCCCGACUCUGAAGGUAACCUUGAAGGACAUUGUCCAAACCGUCCGCGGCAGGCUGGAAGAAGCCAACAUUCAGGUGCGUGACGUCCGUCUGAAUGGGUCAGCAGCCGGUCAAGUUUUGGUCAAAGACAACGGCCUAGGCUGUAAGGAUCUGGACCUUGUCUUUCGAGUGACCCUCGCGAGCGAGGGGGAGUUCCAGUUAGUCCGAGAUGUGGUUCUGCAGUCCCUUUUGAACUUCUUGCCUGAAGGGGUGAGCAAACUGAAAAUUAGCCCCAUGACACUUAAGGAAGCCUACAUUCAAAAGCUGAUGAAGGUGUACACGGAAGCGGACCGAUGGAGCUUGAUCUCCCUCUCCAAUAACCAUGGUAGGAACGUGGAACUGAAGUUUGUGGACCGUAUAAGGCGGCAGUUUGAGUUCAGUGUGGAUUCCUUCCAGAUAAUACUAGAUUCGCUGCUCUUGUACUAUAGCUGCUCAGAAAACCCGAUGUCUGAGCAUUUCCAUCCAACUGUGAUUGGAGAGAGUGUGUACGGUGACUAUGGGACUGCUUUUGACCAUCUCCAGAACAGAUUGAUAGCUACCAAGAACCCUGAGGAGAUCCGAGGAGGAGGCCUCCUGAAGUACAGCAAUCUCCUCGUGAGGAAUUUCCAACCCAUGGACAGGCAGGAGAUCAAAAGCCUAGAGCGCUACAUGUGUUCCAGGUUCUUCAUAGACUUCCCGGAUAUCCUGGAGCAGCAACUCAAGUUGGAGCGGUAUCUCCAGAACCACUUUGCUGAAGAAGACCGUACCAAAUACGACUACCUCAUGACCUUGCGCCGGGUGGUGAACGAGAGUACGGUGUGCCUCAUGGGACACGAGCGCAGGCAGACGCUGAACCUGAUUUCCCUCCUGGCGCUCAGAGUUCUGGUCGAGCAAAACAUCAUCCCUAGCGCUACUAAUGUCACUUGCUACUACCAACCUGCUCCGUACGUAAGCGAUGCAAAUUUCAGCAGCUACUACGUUCCAGAUACCUGUGGCCAGUCUUACUCCACCUGGUUGCCUUGUAACUAA
This is a messenger RNA of Euleptes europaea (tarantolino), 1180 nucleotides long. RefSeq names its product terminal nucleotidyltransferase 5C (gene TENT5C). The record is from RefSeq and is a predicted model, not a curated record. NCBI's taxonomy places the organism in Eukaryota, Metazoa, Chordata, Lepidosauria, Squamata, Sphaerodactylidae. Bases 17 to 1180 code for a protein of 387 amino acids. Gene Ontology annotation, biological process: mRNA stabilization. The transcript has a single exon. Gene Ontology annotation, molecular function: RNA binding; poly(A) RNA polymerase activity.